AUGACGUUUAACUAUGAUGCCGGCUACGGCGAGAAGGAUGUCCUUUCUUUGUUUGAUGCCAUCGCUCCAAAUUUGCGGAAGUCAGCAGGUGAUGUGGCGGGGCUCGAAGCGAGCCGACUUUACGAGACGCUGAAGCGUGUGUAUGAGGAGUGGAAAGCUUUGGAAGAUUUCGAGGUCCUGGACCGAAAUUUUCAAGCACUGCUGGCUACUGCAGCAGCAACAUCAUGGUUCACAAAGGAACAACUUGAUGACAUCGACACGUGGCUGGGAGAAGUGGCCGACUGCGGCGAAUCAGAGGAUUGGAUGCAGCACUUCCCGGAGGAAGAGUUGCGGGAGGUGGUCCUCGAGAAGCUUAGGGCCAGAGAAGCCCAGGUGGUCUUUGACACCGUUGCGAAAGCGAUCUCUGUGGAGUACGAGGGUGGCAACUUCGGCACGGGCCGUCAUGACGGCUCGAUCCAGCUAAACGACGAAGGCCUGUCGAUCCGAGACUCGCGGGAGCCCGGCAAGUCCAUGGUCUUCCUGGGCGACCUUCCGGAGGAUCCUGCGCAGCUGGGCAAAGCCUUGGGCAGCAGGAACUGGGACGAGCACUGGGACGAGGACCUGGCAAAGGGGGUGCCGACUUCCAAUCUGAGUGACAUGGCGCGGCUGCAAUAUGGAAGCAAGCCCCACGUUUUCGUGUUUGUAGCAGGUCCCCGCGUGCGUCACCUGGGAGCGCAGGAGAUCUGGGUUAUGAACACGGCUUACUGCCUCUAUGCGUCGGAUGCGCCACUCGUGAGUUUAGAGGCGACGCACUGGGGUCGUUUGGAUGAGAUGGCCAAGUGCUUGGCCGUAGCGUCAGCUGACGCGGUCGUGCGCCUUUUCUGGGCCGACGCGGUGAUUUCAGUCGAAGGCGAUGAUCUGUCGACUUGGAUGAGGUUUGUCGGAAAGAGGGCGCCGACUGAGCAACAGACCUGCCAGUUUCUGUGGCCAAACAUAGUCGCAGCUGGCAAAGGACGUCCAGCUUGCAGAACCGCGAAGGAGGCCAUGGAAAGUUGGACAGCCCAUGGACAUGAUGAGCCCACGCCGGGCAUCGAUGUUCGGAAGCCGAAGAUUUCCGAGGAACUGCUGAAGCAAGAUCUCGAGAACUCUUGUUUCGAGUGGCCCAGGCAGCCAACAGCAGAAAGCGCGCAGAACUUCCUGAAAAAGUUGCAGAAGACCUGGCGCACAGACACUGGCGGCACCAGCAGGCCAACAGUUGUGGGAAUGUUGCUGGACAUCGACGGCGUCAUGCUGAAACCCUACUGUGCCUCCCCGCUCUCGCGGCCAACAAGAGAUGUUGGCGAACCGAAGGUCUGCGUGACGGUUCUCGGCGGGCCGAAGGGUAUAUCACCGAGCUUCAAGGAGUGUCUGCAGGAGAUAUUUUGCGCGCUGGCGAUCCCUCUGCUCGAGGUGCGACUGGGACCCCAUGAAGAGAUGGCCCAUGCAUGUCUGGCGCACCUCCGGCUGCAGGAUGACGCGGGCCUGCUCAAGGCUGCCGUCACCGACUUACUCCGUCUUGGGAUGCCGCCUCAGAUGGAGACGACCUUGCUGCAGGUAUCUGUGUUGUUUGCACGUUCGAGCGCUUGUUUGCCUGCACGUGUGCACGAUUGCUUGUUUGCUUGUUUGUUUGCACGUGUGCUCGUUUGUUGUUUGGUUGGUUGGUUGCUUGUUUUUGUUCUGACUUUGUUGUUUACUUGA
This is a messenger RNA of Symbiodinium natans, 1716 nucleotides long. NCBI's taxonomy places the organism in Eukaryota, Dinophyceae, Suessiales, Symbiodiniaceae. The record is from the annotation of a GenBank genome assembly.